Molecule: messenger RNA, 3156 nt
Organism: Oxyura jamaicensis (ruddy duck)
Lineage: Eukaryota; Metazoa; Chordata; Aves; Anseriformes; Anatidae
Product: astacin-like metalloendopeptidase
Exons: 12
Coding region: 16-1569 (517 amino acids)
Biological process (GO): proteolysis
Molecular function (GO): metalloendopeptidase activity; zinc ion binding
Source: RefSeq, a predicted model, not a curated record
GUGGCUAAGAAGGGCAUGUCAAAAGAUGGUGUAAGGAAAAAAAGAGGGCACACAGGAGAAAACACAAAUUACAGUAAGCUAACCACAGCUUUGAGCACUGAGCUGCAGAGCAGAGAAGAUCAUCUCGGAAACUUGAAGAUGAAGUAUUUUCUUCUGCCAAGUCAAUUAGCAUUUCUCUGUAACUUCGUACUAAGUAAACCUGUCCAGAUAGCUACAAGAAACAAUGACUUAGACAGUGAAAUAGCUGUGCAUGAAGGAGACAUCCUCUUGAGAAGAGGGCAACGCAGUGCAAUUAACUGUGAGAGUUGUUUAUGGCCCAAGUCACAAGAUGGACUAGUCAAGGUUCCAGUUAACAUCUCUUCUGAUUUCUCAUUGACAGAGAGGUCUUGGAUUGCUGAUGCUCUACAAGAGGUCUCCACGUUGACCUGUGUCAAGUUUGUAAAUCACACUACUGAAACAGACUAUGUGUAUGUUGAACAUGGGCAGAGCUGCUGGUCUUACUUCGGAAAAAUUGGAGGACGUCAAGCAGUUGGCCUGAUGAAAAAUGGCUGUAUGGAUAAAGGAGCAAUUCAGCAUGAAAUGAACCAUGUGUUGGGUUUCAUCCAUGAACAGGCGCGGAGCGAUCGGGACAAGUUUGUCAAGAUUGUCUGGGAACACAUUAUGGCAGGGGAACAAGGGAACUUUGGAAAAGUAAAGUCCAAAAAUCUGGGCCUUCCCUAUGACUACUCUUCUGUGAUGCACUACGGCGCGUAUGAUUUCUCAAGCACUCCUGGGAAACCAACUAUUGUACCCAUCCCUAACCCUUCAGUACCCAUUGGGCAGAGAGAAGGGCUGAGUAACUUGGAUGUGGCUAAAAUCAACAAGCUCUACAAGUGCAAUUGCUGUAGCUCCGUGUUGCCAAAACCCAAAGGCUCAUUCUCCUCUGUCAAUUACCCAUCCCCAUACCCAAACAAUAGCAACUGCCUAUGGUUGAUCCGCAUCCGUCGGAAUAAGGUUUUCCUGCAGUUUGAGACUUUUGAUCUCCAAACCUCCUCAGACUGUUCUUCUGACUAUAUAAAAGUUUACAAUGGAAACAGCAAGAAUUCUCCUGUCUUGCUGGACAAAUACUGUGGGAAGGGGCUGCCGCCUUCCCUGGUUGCUUCUGGAUCUACAAUGCUGGUAGAGUUUGCAACUGAUGAGACUGUUACGGCCACAGGAUUCAGAGCCUCCUACAGCAGGGUGAAUUGUGGAGAUACUUUCAGAGACUCAAAUGGAGUCAUCACCUCUCCAAACUAUCCCAAUAAAUACCCCAAAAACCGAGCGUGUUUCUGGGUCAUCAGUUCACCAGUAGGAUACAAGAUAUCUCUUAAAAUGUUAUUCUUUGAGUUGGAAGAUAAUGACAGAUGUGUCUAUGACUAUUUGCUCAUACAUGACGGAAGCCAACCUACAUCACCUGCAGUUGGACCUUACUGUGGGACAGAGAAGGUUGCAGACUUCACUUCCACUGGGAAUUUUGUGCUGGUUGAAUUUCACAGUGAUACAGUUUGGGAGAUGCCUGGAUUCAAGAUGAGUUAUACAUUUCAUAGGUAGUACUGUCUAUAACAGGAGAUGUAAAAUGCAGAAUGAAAGAGACCAACUAGCCAAUCUUUCUGAGUCUCUAAGCUUUUUGUUAUUGUAAUCCCAUUGCUGUUGUUACAUGACCAAAUGGAAUAGCAAAACUUUGUAAACCAAUUCUCAAUAACUUAUAAUGUUAGAAACGGCCUUUAAAAAAAAAAAAAAAAAAAGAAUAUGGCUACAGAAUUUGGCUUCCCAAACUGGAAAAUGCUAAAAUAUAAUAAAUGUUCUUACUGCAAUUAUGCCUUUGUGAAGAGCACAUAUAAAAUGGUGAUUUGCUUUUCUAGUGCCAGGAAGGCAGCCAAGAAUAUCUUGAGCGACACUGACUUUUUUCUUCUAGGAUCUGUAAUGCUUUGCUUUUUAUAUAUUUUUUUUAAUCCUCAGAAGAAUAUUUGAUAAGUUGUGGACUGAAGGGUCUAGUAGAGCUGGCCUGCACCAUGCAAACCAGGCAACAAAUACCUGUAGCUCCUAUGAGCUCCCAUCUGACUAUGUAAACUCUUACUUCAUUUUAUGUGGCUUCCUAUUUAGACUGGCACCUUUUUUGGAGGAUGUAACAACAGCAGCAUGAGAGAAAAUUGAACUCUAUUUCUGGCUUGACCAUCACUAUUAAAAGGAAGGGGGUUUUCUUCCCUGCUUUAAUUGAUUUACCUCAGAACAGUUAACAUGCAAGUUGGCUUCAGGAAAUACAGGGAAGGUGCUUGGAUGGCUGUGGGAUGAACUUGGGAAUAGUCAGUACUGCUGUCUCCUUACAUUGCUAAUAAAAUGCCUUCCACUUAUCGUGCUUUUACACAGAGAAUGUUGAUAUGGUAGAAUGGGGUAGAUGCUCCUUUUGCUGUGUGGCAAGUCAUUUGGAAGCAGUGUCUGAGGGCUAUACCUGUAUUGUAACCAGAAGGCAAAUUAGUUUAUUUUUAACAAGCUUCAGCACAUGAAAACCGUCAGACAUGGCUUUGGUUGCCUAAGUACAUUGGAUCUCAGCAUGCUAACUCCAUGGUCUUCCCUCUAUUGUUAACAAAAGAAAGACAUGCUGUGCAAGGGGGACAACUGUUGCUCAUGAGGAUCCCAUAAUAACUCGAAUCCAACCUCAAAGAUAGUAACUUUUUGUAUGUCAGCAUGGAAUGUAUGCCUUGCAGUUCAACACAGUUCAUUUCCUUCUAGAUAUAUGUUCUCUGUACAAACCUGGAAUGGAGAUUUUUUUAUGCUCAUGGAAGAGGGGCGAAUAAAGUUCUGGGAUCUUUACCUCAGCUUUGAACACAAAAGCUAAUUCUUCCCCCUGCAUCUGACUUUUGAGGAGGUACAACCUCCAUGUCAAUUGUUAUUGUAUACAAACUUGAAUGGGUCCUUAUUUUAAAUAUUCAAUGCAGACAGCUUUCACUGUAACUUGAGUACUACUUCAGAUUCCCUUCCCAUGGCCUGAUGUGGGGUUCUGCAUCAGGCCAUCCAGGUUUAAUGUUUUUGAUGUUCAUGUAUUCAGAAAAGGAGUAUGAACAACAUAUGAAGCAGCAACAUGCCAUGUAUAGGAAUAUUAGUUUUGCAACUUGUCCCUAGAAAUAUAGUAUUAAUUAG